Pseudomyrmex gracilis is the source of this 1619-nucleotide messenger RNA. RefSeq names its product serine-enriched protein. The record is from RefSeq and is a predicted model, not a curated record. The transcript has 10 exons. Gene Ontology annotation, molecular function: protein binding. The coding region runs from base 421 to 1557 and encodes 378 amino acids. NCBI's taxonomy places the organism in Eukaryota, Metazoa, Arthropoda, Insecta, Hymenoptera, Formicidae.
UCUGUAUCUGUUCUCUGCUCUCUUCGCUCGCGUGUUCACAGAGAGAGAGACGUCACCCUCUGUAACUCUCUUUCCGGUCACACACGUCCAUUCACGAAUUCGACCUUCGUCGUACACAGAACCACCGAGUGCUUCGUUGAGGCAGGAAGGCUGGUUCGUCGUCCUCCGUCGCGGAGAAGAGCCGUUCCUCGUUCCCAUCAUCUCUCGCGAGAAAAGGGGCGGCGGUUUACGGGCGAAGUUCAUUCUGCGCGCUGGAAACUCGCACGAUCAAUCGUGCGACGUCAAUUGCAUCCCGAGCUCGAUAAAGAGCUGAUCGAUUGAUUCCUCUGACGAUAUUCGAGAAGUAAGUCAAAACUGUUUUUUCGGGGGAAAAGCAGCCCGGCAAGCGAAGAGGCUCCGGGACCAAAGCAACAGGAAGACAUGUGUCCGAUGCCGGAUUCGGGAUCGAAAAUGGCUGAGGAGCCGGAUUACUCGAUAUUCGAGAAUAAAACCGGCCUGGCCGAGGACAUGAAGUUUCUGGCAAGUAUGCCGGAACUUUGUGACGUGACAUUCCUCGUCGGCGCCACCAGAGAGCCCGUUUGCGCCGUAAAAGCUGUACUCGCGGCCAGAAGCAGAAAGUUUCACAGAAUGCUUUAUCAAACCGAAGAGAGUCCGCAGCGCAAGAAAGAUCCGCCGACGCGAGAAAACAAAAUUCGACUGUUUCUCAAGCGCAGUUCCGAGCCGCUGUUGAAUCUGCAGAACACGGCACACCAGCGGUCAGGGUUCACGCAGCAACUGGCACCCAUCCAAGAGCCGCAAACGAACGAGCACCACACGCUGAUCAUCGAGGAAUUCGAGCCCGACGUCUUCCGCCAGUUGAUCGAGUACAUUCACACUGGAUGUGUGACACUGCAGCCUAGGACUUUGCUUGGUGUAAUGGUAGCCGCUGAUCAGUACGGAUUAGCUCAACUUAAGCACGCUUGUAUUGGCUUUAUUCAAUGCUGCGUAACUGUUGAUACGGUCUGCGCUUUGUUAGCAUCGGCGAACCGUUAUAUGCAGUAUAAAUUAACGAAAGUUAUAAGUAAGAAGAUACUGGAAUUCGUCGACGAGCACGGCAACGAGGUGUUGAAUCUGGGAUCUUUCACGUUGCUGCCCCAAGACGUUAUUCUGUUGAUUCUUCGCCGAGACGAACUGCGCGCGGACGAAUUUACCAAGUUUCAAGCUGUACUAAUGUGGAGCAAAAAGCACUGCGAUAACAAUCCUCAUCAAGACCUCAAAGACGUGAUAAGCAUCUUCAUCCAGUACAUCCAGUUCCACAAGAUCCCGGCCACCGUGCUGAUGCAGGAGGUGAAUCCGUUGGGGCUGGUUCCGCCGGAGAUAAUCAUGAACGCGCUAGCUUAUCAGGCAGAUCCAACCAGCGUCGACCCCACAAAACUCUCCCCCCAAGGAAUGAGGAGACGGGGUCGCAGCAUGUCGGUCCAGUCGUCUCUGGAUCCGUACGGCAGCUACACGACCUGGAGCACGUCGAACGAUUCCGACGAAGGGUCGGAUCAGAAGCAACAUUCUGGUAGCAACUAACCUCUGGCCACGGCCGCACCGAUCGCGGCCGUUUCGGACCAGCCUCGGCGAGCCGAGGACAU